AUGACAUCUAGCAAUGAUGACAUUUGGAAAACAAAUAAAAAACAGCAGCAGCAGCAGCGAUCUGUUUGGUAUUAUCAAUUAGAAGAAGCAUUUCAGCAUUUUUAUAUGCAAUUUUUAUUGACAACGACGCUCUAUGUUAUGGAGCCAUGGGAACGAGUUCUUGUCAUAAGCAUGCUUCUUCUGAUUAUUUCACUUUUUACCUAUUCAGCCUUUAUUUUCAUUCCAUUUCAUGUUCAUAAUAUCUUAAAAUCGGCGAUGUCAACUGCGCUGAAUGUAUAUAUACAUUGA
Molecule: messenger RNA, 288 nt
Organism: Rotaria socialis
Lineage: Eukaryota; Metazoa; Rotifera; Eurotatoria; Philodinida; Philodinidae
Source: the annotation of a GenBank genome assembly